Messenger RNA from Bactrocera oleae (olive fruit fly), 8937 nucleotides. It is a transcript of the gene lbk, whose product is annotated as leucine-rich repeats and immunoglobulin-like domains protein lambik. NCBI's taxonomy places the organism in Eukaryota, Metazoa, Arthropoda, Insecta, Diptera, Tephritidae. Gene Ontology annotation, molecular function: protein binding. The record is from RefSeq and is a predicted model, not a curated record.
AGUAAUUUUCGUUCUUUGAUUUUAGAUUUACGUGAAAAGUUUGCAGCCCUCUAAAUUGUUGAUUAUAAAAUAUUUCAAUGAGAAAUAAACCAAUAAAAGUGCCUAAACAUAUAAAAUAAAUGAAAAUUAUCAAAAUAUUUUCCAAGUGUUUGAUAUUAGUAAGGAUAUUAAAGUGAAAUCCUCAAUAAAGUUAACUAAAUUUUGUCUACGUCUGUAAAUGCAGAAAAGUAAAGCGAAAAGUGUAUGGGCAAAAGCAAUUUAGGAAAGAAAACAAAAUCAGUGCAAAAGCAAAAGCAAGUAGAAAAAAAGAACGUAAUCGAAACGUAGGAAGAAAAACGGAAUCUCGCUGUGUUGUUUACGUCGGCAUCGGCAGUGACGUCGACGUCUCGUAUUGUUUUUCGUUUUAUGUUGUGUUGUUGUUUUUGUUUUCGCACCAAGCGGAUGCGGUGGGUAGCUAGCAAAUACAAUACCUCAGCGGCAAUACCGAACAAGCAGAUUUAAACGAGAAAGUGCCCAAAAGAGGAGAACAAAAAUACACACACAGAAGUGCACACACACACUUGCGCAUAGAAAAAGAAGAAAAGGCAAAAUCAAAUCAAAUUAAAUGGUUGAAUGUGAGGUGCUAUUUUUGUUGUAUUCGUCUGUGGUGCAUUCACACUUUGGGUGUGCAACUGCUGUGUAGGAUAGAAGUAGCGGCAGUGGCAUCAAUAGCAACAGCAACAACAAAAAACAAUUGAGUAGUGCCCUGUAAGAAUAGCAGCUUGCUAUUCUGGUUUUUUUUUUUGUUUUUGCUUCGAUUGAACAAACUCAGUGGGAGUAUGUGUGUGUGCAGCAACAGCGAAGUGAAAAUCAGGCAAAUGAAAAUGAUUACAAAGCGGGCGGACAAACAUUGUCGACGACACUGAGGCUGCGGCAGUCAGUGUGGCGUUGUGGUUUAAUACGUUUAUAUCGUUAUUACGAAUUGGGCGCAAACGCUGUAACUUUGCGCAUAGAAAUUACCACAAACUAUUUCUUAAGUGUUGUGUAAAAAACGUAUAAAAUACAUGAAAAUAUUAAAGAAAAAAUGCUUUAAAUUAAUGAGAAAUAUGUGUUAAAAUUUUUAUAAAAGAAAUAUAAAAACUUGCAGAAAAUAGUGAAUUUAAUAAAUACAAUCUGUGUCCAGUUUUUAUUUGACAAAAUUAAAUUGCCGAGUUGCUUAAAGUGUACAAUAAGGAUUUUAUUUUCGAGAAAAUAAAAGGAAAUUUAAUUUAAUAACUAAACGGUGAAACUAUUGGAUUGAUGCCUUACACUGAAAGUUAUUCGAAUGUUAUCGAUCUAUCGAUUAUGCAGAAUUGAAUGAAAAUGACAAUAUUGCGGAAAUUUGACACCGAAGCCACUGUGAGAGAUUUGAAACCUUUUGAAAUGGCUUAUGAAAAUCUUUCAUUAAAUUAAGCAACACAAAUUGACCGAGUAAUUUCUAAAUAAUCAGAAAAAUGCGAUACAACGCAUUUGAUUGUGAUUGCACAGUAAUGCAGCUGCAGCAACAAAAACAAAAACUACAAGAAUAUCAGAAUGUUCCAAUGCAACGACGAUCGAAGCAAACGCAGUCGACGCAAGUGCAGUGGUGUACAACGGAAGCGAAUACCGCGACUAUUAACAAAUAUAACAACAAUAACAAUGACGAUAGCAGCCCAGUCUGCAGCAGUAGUGAUUGGCACGCAAAAUUUGCAAAGCAAAGGCGAAGGAGCAAAAUGCCAAUUGCAGCGCAAAUAAAACAUGAAAAUAACAGCGCUAAUUAUUGUAAUUUGCAUAAAAUCAAUCGACUACUACUAAUUGUCGCUGCUGUCGCUUUGUUGAUAACACUGGCGGCAGCGGCAGCGACAACGGCACUGACAACAACUACAAAUGCAAGCGUCACGACUAGCACUGCAAUUAUGAUAGGAGCUUUGACAACAGCAACAACAACUACAACAACCAGCAUAUUGAGCAGCAGCAGUAUGACAAUAACAAUGUUUGUGUUGCUCGCACCCGUGUCGCUAAUUGGUCACAUGAAUAUGGCUGCAGCAGCCGCUGUACCCGCCUCGUCGCCGCUAUCAGCGCUGCAACAACAAAGACAAUUACAACAGCAACAAUUAUUUGCGAUGCUAACAAAAAAUCGCCAAGGCAAUGUGGCUGUGACUGGUGGCGGCGGCGGGGGUAUCGCUGGAAUGGAAGUUGGCGUCGGUGGCGAAGAUGCCGCAAUUGCGACCGCAUUAACUGCAGGAUUAGUACCCAAACAUUUUCUAGCCGACAUUGAGGUGGACAAUGCAGACACAUCAUUGGAGACAGCUGGUUUUGUGGCCGAUGAUGGUCAACGCUAUGAGAAGGCAGUGAAAGCACAGGCGGCUGCGGUCAACACAAGAGCCAUUGGCGGUAUUGCCAAUGAUAGUAACGGUGGUGGGCGUUUAUUUGGGGUAGCCGCAACAUCCGCGUGUCCAAAAGAAUGCAAAUGCCUAGAUGCAUAUUUCGAUUGUGAUGAUAAACUUUUGGAUCGUGUGCCUACUUUGGCAGGCUACGUACAAAGACUCGAUUUAGUGGGCAAUAAACUAAACAAUACGAGUGUGCUGCAGAUAAAGAAUCUAACGGAAUUAAUACAGCUCACUUUGAAACGCAACCAACUGGAAAGCGUUCCCGUCUUCAGUGGACUUACCGCGCUAAAGCAGCUCAACUUAGCUAAUAAUCGCAUACAACGCAUCAGCAGUGAGGCGCUGGAAGCUUUACCGCGUUUGAAAACAUUAGAUUUGUCCAGAAAUUUUUUGCAUGCCGUGGAGUCCAGUUAUUUUCCAAGCAAUAAUCGUUUGGGGCAUCUCAUACUCAACACCAAUGAGAUUAGCAGCAUUGAUGAGGACGCCUUUCAGCAGCUUGGUGACUUAUUGGACUUGGAAUUAAACAACAAUCGCUUAGUGACACUGCCUGCCGGUGUCUUUCGCACACUACAGAAAUUGCGCAAACUCUCUUUAAACAACAACCAUUUAGAAAUCAAUUGGUCAACCUUUCGUGGACUCUCAUCGCUGCAAAAGCUGUUCCUCAAAUCCAAUAAUAUACGCACACUGCAGGAUGGCGUUUUCUAUGUGAUGCAUGCGAUUGAAACUAUCGAAUUGGAUCACAACGGCAUCACAUCGCUUAGCCGACAGGGACUCUACAAUCUCACCAAGCUACACCACUUAAGUUUAUCGAAUAAUUCCAUAUCGCGCAUUGAGUCCGACACAUGGGAGUUCACACAAUCGCUAAUCUCGCUGGAUCUAUCGCACAAUAACAUCAGCGAAUUCAAGCCGCAACAUUUAGAUUGUCUGAAACGUUUGCGUCAUUUGAAUUUGGGGCAUAAUAAAAUUCAGUACUUGGCCGAUAAUACUUUUGAUUGUGUGAAAAAUUUAGAGGAUCUGAAUUUGCGACGCAACAAACUGGCUUGGAUCAUCGAGGAUCCGGGCGCCACGCCAGCCUUCAAGGUGUUGCGCAAGCUCAAGAAACUCGAUUUAUAUGGCAACAAUUUGAAGCAGAUCAUGAGUAAAUCGCUAAGCGGCUUGGGCAGCUUGGAGUCGCUCAAUUUGGGCGGCAAUGCCUUGGCCACCGUACAGGCGGGCGCCUUCGAUCACAUGCCACACUUGCAAAAACUAAGCUUUAAGUCGUUGAAUUUCAUAUGCGAUUGUGAGUUGACUUGGUUCCAACGUUGGCUGCGACACUACAAGCAAUCAAGCAAUGGCGCGCAAGUACAACUGGAAAAUGCAGUUUGUGGCUAUCCGGAGGAAUUGUUCGAUCAUCAGCUGCUAGCUUUGAGCAGCAAUGAUUUGACGUGUGUAAACUCGCCGAAGCCCACCAUCAUACAGGAACCUACUAGUCAACUGACUGUGCGCGGCGCCAACAUCAGCAUGGAGUGCAUCGCCGUUUCACCAACGGCGGCAUCGUUAGCGGCCGCCGAUGAGCUGAAAAUUAAAUGGCGUCAUGACAAUCAAAAUAUACGUGAACGCGAACGUGGACACGUCUUCGCAAUGCAUCACAGUGGUGGCGGCAGUUACAGCACAACGGAAACACGCAUACGCCAAGCGGAAGGCACCAAUGAGACCACAAUUAUCGGCUAUUUGCGGUUGUACAAUGUUAGCUAUGCGAAUGCAGGACGCUAUCAAUGUGUUGUGUCCAACGCUUUUGGCACCACUUACUCGCAAAGAUUCAAAAUUUCUAUAGGCAUACAUCCAACCUUUUUGCAAGUGCCCUCAAAUCUAACCAUAGAUUCGGGUGAAACAGCGCGCUUGGUUUGCUCGGCCACUGGUGACCCAGUGCCGGAAAUAGCCUUGCAGAAGUUCGGUGGCAGUGACUUUCCGGCGGCAACGGAACGUCGUUUGCAAGUCAUACGUGAAGAGAAUGCCUUCGUAAUCACCAAUGCGAAGCCGAUUGACACUGGCAUUUAUACAUGCACAGCUGAAAGUGCCGCGGGUGAAAUUAAAGUCAAUGCCACUCUGAUUGUGAAUGACAAACCGCAGCCCAACAUACCGAUUGUGCGUAAAGAAACUGUAGUGGGUGAGUCGAGUGUUUUGCAGUGCCUGAGCGAAUUGGCUGCCGAUUUGAGUCAGCCACAUCGUGAAUGGUUCAAGGACAACAAGCCAUUCCAUCUGGGCACGCUUAGCGCCGAUACGGAGCGUUACUUUUUCACCUCCGAACAUGAACUUUUGGUCAUUGUGAAUACGGAGUCGGCGGACGCAGGUCAUUAUCGCUGCGAGAUUAGCGACAACUCAAAGACGUAUACCGUGCAAACGGAGCUAAUUGUGGUUAAGGAAGAGCUCAGUCAAAAUAUGAUAUUUUUCGGUGUGGUCAUUGUCGCUGCGCUUUGUGUGCUCAUCAUUGCUUUGGUAAUAUUUGCGCUGUGCCUGCACCAGCGUCGCAAAACAUUCAAACGUCGUCAGCGUGAAGCUUGCCAAAAUGCAAAUAGCACAAGUGGCGCGCCAAGUGGUCUGCUUUCGGGUAGCGCUGGCCUCAUAGCUGGUGGCGCGCGCAUUGCCUCGACCAGCACGCAACUGCUGAACAGUAGUCGUGGCAGCGCAUUGGAUCAAACACAACUCACCACACUCAACCGCACAUUGCUGCAUAAGUCAGAAAUAGAUGCGCAGCGGCAACGACCAAACAGUCUGGGUGACUUGGAGGCCGACGCAGUCAACAAUGGCGUUAAUGCGGAACAUGCUAAUCAACGACAAACACAUCAAAACUUGAUUAUCACGCACACACCCAAUUAUCAGCAGCUGUUGCAGCAACAUGCCAGCGAUGAUAUUGACAACGAUGCUGAGCACUUCACAUUGUCGUAUUUGAAGCGCAUUUCGUUGGCCGACAACACAGGCGUUGCCGCUGAGCAUAACCAGGAUCAGCUGUCUAGCAAGGAUUCCGGUACCGGCUCAGAUACGGCGGUUAAGCGUAGCAUAGAUGAUUUCACCAUAAACGGACUGGCGCCAACAACAACAACAACAACAGGUAGCCUGCAACGUACGACCGCACGCGCUACAACACCAGUUAAUGGCGACAAACCAACACAUGCACGUCGUGGCAAUGUUUACCGAGACGACGGCUUAGGCGACUCAUAUCCAACGGACGAUGGCGGCGAUAUGGACGAUGCGGAUUUGCUUUAUGCAGCUACGCAUGCGCUGGGCGUUUCAGAAUGUGAUGUGGAGUUGCUGGACUUCGAUAGACACCGGGCCGCUACGAUGCGCAUCGACGACAAAGACACACAAGCCGAACGAGAAAGCGUUGCGGACGCAGACACUGAUGCGACAAACGAGCGUACACAUUUCCUAAACAAAACCAAUUGUACAGAUAAUGACAAUACACGUGCGCAUACUACAAACAAUAGCGAACGCCAGCAACGCUACGAACGUUUACCGAGCACGGCGAACAUGCACUUUCCCACCAACUACAGCGGCAAUAGUUUUGAUGGCGGAGGACACGCCACCGGUUCGUCAAAUAAUCGCAAUGCAUUCAAUGGCAAUUGUAAAACCAAUUUAAGUGCUGCUAAUGCCACGAACACGGCGGCGCAUGCGCAAACCGUUGAUAUUUAAAUACACAACUGGAACCAAGCGUAAAGUUGUAGCACAUAUACACGCCAGUGUAUGUGUCACAACUAGUGAUGAUAGUACACCAAAAAAAUAAGACUGUAGUUCAUAAAAUUUAUAGUACACACACAUACCCAUACACACAGCCGUAAUACAAAUAUAUACCGUUGUAGUUGCAUUAAGUUGUUGGGAAAGUUGCAAUUAGCCACGCGAAAUCUGUGCUACAUGUGGCAGCUUGUGUCAUAUUGCUGCUAGCAAGCAUAUUUCUUGUCUACAUAACCCCACUUACAUUCUCGUAACUACACGUUGCAUAACAAAGUGUACUGUUCUGGCAAUUACACAAAGUGUCAUAAGCGUUAGCGUACGCCGCCUUGUGUCGCGCUAUUCUAGUAGUACAAAUCUGUUUCUCUGCGCUGUAAAUAAAUAAACUUACUGUUUUUCACGACGCCAUACGAAUUGUCGAUUUGCCGACUUGCCGACUUGCCGCUAUGCUGUGGCGUGUAAGAAAGUGCACGCCAGUGUUCAAGCCGCCAACUAGUCUAGUGAGCAAGCGUAUUGAAAGAAGUGACGGCUGUGGUGUUAAAUGCGUAAACAAAAAAAAAAUAUUGCACACCACACCAAUACCACCACGUGCACCAUUUGGCGCUAAACGCAGUUGUAUUUGUUUUUACUUACGUGUUUUGUUUGUUCUUUUUUAUUUCUAUGCUAAAUUAAUAUAAUUUUUAUAUACAUAAAUAAGUUAAACAGCUAAACAUUUCAUUGUGAUAUUAUUUAUUACGCUAAUUUAAAUUAUUAUUUCAAUAAUUCUAAUACAUAAAUGUUAAUACACACACAUAUAUACAUAUAUAUAUGUAUAUACUGUAAACAAACAUGGCUAUAGACAUUGUCUGCAAAACACUAUUUAAUGCUAAUAUGCACUAUUAGCAGCUAGCAUAGUUAAUUUUAAGCAUAAACAUAUUAUAUUAAAACAAAACAUUUUAGUUUAAGUUGAAAGUUAUGCCAAACCACCUAAUUAAUUGCACGCAUUGUAUGCCUUGCUUUAAGUAAACAUAAUUUUAGGCGUUAAAACACUGACAAGCGCAUAUGUAUGCGUAUGACAUGCCACAUAUGUGUAGCAAAACCACCUAACUACAGUUUAACUAUUUAUAUGCAAGCAAGCAAGCUUAGUGCGCGCUUAUUUACACGCUACUGCAGCACUCUACAAACGCUAGUAUUUUUGCGCCAGCGAACAGUGAAAAUUCAAAUAGUGUGCGGGAAAGUGAUUUGUUAAAAUAAACUUGUUUGUAAAAAUAUGUAAUACAGUGGUAUGAAUAAGCUGAGUUUGCCUUAAAUACAGCUGAUCAAAAUUGAAAUGGACUGACAAAAAAAAUUGGCAAAAAAAUUGACAAAAAAAAUUAUCAAAAAAAUAUUAACAAAAAAAAAUUUCACGUAUUUGGAUUUUAAUAAAAAAAAAUUUUAUUGUCGCCUUCAAGUUAGGUAAUUCAGCAAGUUUUCGUUGAUUUCACGUAUUUCAUUGAUUGCUUUGUGCUACCCAAAUACUUUUGUUCGCGUUAAAGUAGACUACCCAAAACACUUUUGCAACGUGUUUUCAUUUUCAACGUUGCCGUAGUCGUGCUUCCAUUGGAAACACAAAAUUUCAAACAAACUCAUUGAAUUUUUUCUUUGUUUUGCUUGGUAAAAAUCACCAGACAAUAUUGUUGAUCAAAUUUGAACCGGACUGAAGCAAAAAAAACUUAAAAUAGAUACAAAUCUUUAUUUUCACCUUCAAAUUAGGCAAUGAACCAAGUUUUCGUGGACUUCACGAUUUUCACUGAAUGCUUUGUGCCACUCGCAUAAUUUUUUUUUUCGAAAGUAUGUUUUUUAAAUUUAUCAAAUUUAUUUUUCGCGAUAAAGUAGACUUACUAAAAUACUUCUGUAACAUUUUCAACGUUUUCGUAGUCCUGAUUUCAUUGGAAAUAAAAAAUUUCAGGCAAACUUGUUUUUAAAUUUUUUUUUAUGCAAUAAAAAUCGCCGGAUAAAACUUUCGCGUCGUGUACAAACAGCUACUACCAAACGCAUACUAAUUGACUAGCCAUAUGUCAAACGUCACACAAACAAAAAAAAUACAAGGUUGUACCUAUCUAGGAAUUUUUUUUUUAAUUCGGUUUGUGACGCGCAGUUUAAAUGGGCUAGUCCGAGUUAAAUUUGAUCAGAUAAUUUUUUUUUUUAUGUAUAUUCAAAUACAUACUAAACAGUAUUGUUUUUGUUGCGCUACUUAUAACUAAUAAAAACGCAAAUGAACACUUGAACAUUGAAAAUACUAAUUUAAUUUUUUUUUUUACACUGUGUUUUUUAUACGUUUCCACGGGUUUUAGACAGCCAAGAAACAAAAAUUAUUUUUAUUUCGUAAUUUUUCACUAUUCCCGUACUCCUAAAUUUUGUAUUGCUGAAUUUUUAAUUUUUCAAUUAUUAAUUAAAAAUAAUUUUGGAAAAAAAAUUACCGAAAAAAAAAUUAUUCAAACAUAAAUUAACAGUUAGCUAUCAAAGCGCAAUUUUUCGUACCACCUUGUAUUUUAUACCAUAUUUCACAAGUAAAAAAAAAGUUCAAUCCCUCCCCGCACACUAUUGUUCAACAUAAAAAUGUAUUAUUUUGCAAACCCUCCGAUAUUUAUACUAUACAACUAAUUACAUAAAUACUUUAAAACACUAAAAUGCCCAACCGCAUAUGAAAGUAUAAAAUGCACAAGUGCUUUGUCGUAAGCUGCCUUUUUACUAUAUACAAAAUAUAUAUAUAACAAUAAGCAGCCAAAGAAAAGAAGCUUCCAAAAAUUAUAAAUUGCGUGCCUAGCUUAACUAUUAUAAAGACAAGCAAGCUUUUUUUUUCGAAAAUAUACUAAAUGAAAGUUAUUUA